Molecule: messenger RNA, 7177 nt
Organism: Rhineura floridana
Lineage: Eukaryota; Metazoa; Chordata; Lepidosauria; Squamata; Rhineuridae
Gene: ARK2N
Product: arkadia (RNF111) N-terminal like PKA signaling regulator 2N
Exons: 8
Coding region: 570-1922 (450 amino acids)
Biological process (GO): ubiquitin-dependent protein catabolic process
Molecular function (GO): ubiquitin protein ligase activity
Source: RefSeq, a predicted model, not a curated record
UCGCUGACUUCGCCGCCGCCACCGCUCCCGCCUCCUCGUCGCCGGCAACGCCGCUGAUGCUCCCGGAAGUGACGCUGGAGGGAGCUCGAGCCGAGGCGAGCCCCACGGCCUCUCCUCCCUGCGGUGACAUUUUCCCUCCCUUCCUGCUGGGCCGAGGAGGAGGCGGCAGAAGAAGAACUGGUGGCGGCGACGACGGCGGCACAGCAGGAGGAGGGAGGAGACCCGGCCCCUCAUGCUCGACCUGGUCCCUUCCGCGGGGCCUGAGGCCGGGAGGAGCGGCGGCGGUUGCGGUGGUGGUGGCGGCUGCGGUGGUGGUGGCGGCGGCCCUGUGAAUUUGGUCGUGAAACACAGCCAGAAUGACAACUUUGGAUACCCAAGUCUUCUGUCCACAGAACAGGUACAGCAGUGACAGCAGUAGCUGAAGGAUAAGAAGCAAUUACCCUAUCAAAUAACUACUCAGCAAAAAAAUUGAGCUUGUUGCUUUCCUGCUGAAGCCCUUGGCUAGUUUGUGCUGUCCGCUAGACACUGUGCUCCAUGCUUUGAGACCAGGAGAGAUUUAAAAUUCUGAAAUGAAGAUGGAGGCAGCAGACAAAGUAGAAGAACCCAUUGACCCAGAAGUUCCAUCAAAACUCCCUGAAAAACAAGAAGCAGCUCUGGGUGAAGAGGGAUCUGUAGAAUUAGAAAUGCAUACACAGAAAGAGAGCGGAGCUGCUGUAGAGGAUUCAACAGUGCUUGCCUCAAUGCCAUGCUUGCUGAUGGAACUGAGACGAGACUCAUCAGAAUCUCAGCUAGCAUCAACAGAAAGUGACAAACCAACAGCUGGUCGUGUUUACGAGAGUGACUCUUCCAAUCAUUGCAUGCUAUCCCCUUCUUCCAGCGGGCACUUGGCUGAUUCAGACACUUUGUCUUCCGCUGAAGAGAAUGAGCCCAGGCAAGCUGAAGCAACUACAGAGGGAGAUGCUUCUGCAAUGUCAGGGUCUACUCUUGGGAGGAAAUCCAGGCGGUCAAGGUCAGAGAGUGAAACCUCAACAAUGGCUGCAAAGAAAAACCGGCAGUCUAGUGAUAAGCAGAACGGUCGUGUUGCUAAGGUCAAAGGUCACCGGAGCCAAAAGCACAAAGAGAGAAUUCGAUUACUGAGGCAGAAACGAGAGGCGGCUGCCCGCAAGAAAUACAACCUGCUGCAGGACAGCAGUACCAGUGAUAGUGACCUGACCUGUGACUCAAGCACGAGUUCAUCAGAUGAUGAUGAAGAAGUUUCAGGGAGCAGCAAGACAAUCACUGCAGAGAUACCAGAUGGAGCUCCGGUUGUAGCCCAUUAUGAUAUCUCGGACACCAACUCUGACCCAGAAGUGGUGAAUGUGGACAAUCUAUUGGCAGCUGCAGUAGUUCAAGAGCACAACAGUUCUGUCGUUAACCAGGACACUGGGCCUACUUGGAGGACGAAAGGGCUGCUAGAGGAGCUGAAUGUCAAGACAGAUCACUUGGAUGCUGGAUUCCUGGCAAGCGACAAAACCCCCACCAGCAACACCCACCAGGUCAAUGAAGAAAUUAAUAUUGCGUCAUCAGAUAGCGAAGUGGAAAUUGUGGGAGUUCAGGAACAUGCAAGGAAAGAAGUGUGGCAAACAGCAGGGGAAAACGGAAUUCCAGGCAUAGGGAGAAGUGAAGUGAAAGCAGAGAAAGCCAGUGAGAUGACAAAAGGAAAGGCAAGCAGCGAAAAUGAAGAACCCUUUGAGCAAAGAUGUGUCCAUCCUCGGGGAGGAGUGAUUCAAAGUGUGUCUUCCCGAAAACACGGCUCAGGCCUGCAGUGCACCCGGCAAUCAGAACCAUGGACAGGUGUGCCCCCCCCACAGAAUUGGUCUUCACCACCUGAAGUGGUGGAUCUCACGCUAGACGAGGACAGCAGGCGCAAAUACCUACUGUAAUGCAAUUUCACUGUGUUUUUAGUCACUUAGCCCCCUCCCCUUUUGUGGCACAGAGGUUCCUGGUUAUCUCCUUGCUGUUCAAAGCCUCUGCUCCUGGCAUUCUGGAAUUCAGACUCCUCCGGGAGAAUUUCCUCCUCUCCCAAAGUCCACCCCCCAACCCCCCCAUUAAAACUGCAUUGUAAUUUCAGAACUUGCCAUGAGAUAUUGACACCUCCAUAGUCCAAGGGAGCUUUCCCUGUUAGGGAAAACUUAGUGGCACUGAACUUCAAUAACAACUUCCAGGUUUUCCAUUGUGUGUUAUUAAUUUAGCGCAUUUGUUGACAUAAGCACACCUUCCCACCCAUGUGCUUUAGAGAGCCGUACAGAUUCUUUAAUUCACCACUAAAAUGGAUGCCGCUGGUGCAGGUAGAGUUUUAUUUUCAUUCUCCCUUGCAGCACUAAGCAUUUUAAAAAAUACCACUGGCCUGAUUUGUUCAUAGCUCUGAAUGAUUGUUGUUUAACUGUGGGAGCUUAGAAGUGUUGAGUGUGACUAGGGGAAUUCAUAGCCCCGAGUUGAUUUGGUUACAAAACCAGCAGGACUUGAUCACAAAAGGUCUAUAAACAUGCACUGAGCAGCUUUAUUUAAAACUCUAAAGAUGAUCCUGAACAUCAUUUGUAGCUUGUACACUGCUCAGUGCUUAGUCUUCUAAUAUGCAUUUUAUUUUUCUCUAGACUACUGUACUGUUAUUGGUCAUUUGGCCCAGAUUGUUACAGCUUUUUUUUCAUCCAAAACAAAGAAAAGCACAAGGAAGUGAAGCAUCACAAAAGACAUCAGUACCUAAUUCUGAUCUCAGGUGUGCUUUUCAUGUCAGGUCUGGGUGCAGCCUAACCCAUAUCUCUGUGUUUGGAGAUAGGUAAAAGUGGAGCAUGCACGCUGGAGUUGGAUCUUUCUGGCUUGGGCUGCAUUCAUACACAUGAAUUUCAGUUUUCAACAAACCCUUAACACUCUAUGCUUCCUGUUUUAUUCCCAGCAAGAGAAGAAUUAGAGGAGGCUGCAGGGAUACAGACUCCUCUUCCACGAGAAGUAUUUUCUCUGCCGUGUGAAUGUUACCAGAGUAGGCUUGGUUCAAUCUCUUCUCAGGAUGGCUGAUACUUCCUCUGUUUAAAGCAGAGCAAGAAAACUCAGAGAGUGAGCCUCGUGUUGCUUCUCUGAAUAUUACCUUCGGGAAAACAUGAGGUUCUGUAUGCAAAGCAUGUGUGAUCAAAAAUAGAACAUGUCCUGUUGUAUAGCCCCUACAGAAUUAGCCAAUGCUGCUUUGCCUUUAUCCAUUUGAAUGCUGUCUCAGAAAGAGGGAUGAACUCUGUAACAGCAACCGAUGUUUUGCCAUAUGUAUAGAUCGCUUCAUGAAGAGCAGGUGUGAGGAGGCUUUGGCCUUCCAGAUGUGACUAAACUACAACUCCCAUCAUCCAUGGGCACUGGCUGUGCUUGCUGGGGUUGAUGUGAGUUGUAGUCCAACAACAACUGGAGGAUCAAAGGUUGACCAUACCUGAUGUAGAGGUGGAAAAAUGGGGACAAUUGAGUUUCAUUUUUUACACAUCUUCAGAGACGAGGUAUUGACUUAUAAGUGUAUGUAACAUGAGAAACAGCCCCUUUUACUUAAGUCUCUUAAAUGUUUCGAUCUUCUUUUGAAAUCUUGACUGCUGGACUUCACCAGCUCUUGGAUUUGUGCCUCUUGGCUUCCUGGUCCAGAUUCCUUCUUCAAGUCCUGCCAUUUGCUGCAAGCUAAGAUUCUGACCAUCCUUCCCCCAUGCCUUCUGUUCUCAUGCAAGGGAUGGUAGGAGUUACACUGCACCGUAAUGGCAGCUGGACCCGUUGGGGAUGUGAGAUUUUCACGUUUGUCCAAUGAGCCUUCAUUGUAGAGUCCACUGUAAAUCCAGACAAAGUUCUUCUGCUUGAUUCCUGAUCAGUGGUGGCCUCAAAUGUAAGCAGACCUAGGGGAAUUUCUGAAUAAUAUGUGGGUGCUGCCCUUUGCUCCUAAAACUCCUUGAGUGUCUUGACAGUUCAGAUGACCAGGUUAUUCACGCAGUGCUUUCAGUUCUGUGACUGGUCCUCAGAAAAUAUUCUCUCCCUCCCUCCCUCUCUCUCUUUCUCCCUCCCUCCCUCCCUCCCUCCCUCCCUCCCUCCCUCCCUCCCUCUCUCUCUCCCCCUCUCUCCCUCCCUCCCUGUCUCUCUCUCUCUCCCCCCUCCCUGUCUCGCUCUCCCCCCUCUCCCUCCCCCCUCUCCCUCCCCCUCUCCCCCUCUCCCUCCCUCCCUCUCCCUCUCUCUCUCUCUCUCUCUCUCCCUCUCUUUCUCUCUCUCUCUCUCUCUCUCUGUGCAUGGGCAAUAGCUGUCUGUGGACCAAACCUUUGCAUAUGGGCAGGAUUCUCACUGUGUGUCUGGGUUAUUAAAGUAUGGGAAUAUUCUAGGACACUCACAAGUUGAGGAAGAGCUUCAAUUCAUGCAUAACCUUGUAAGAAUAGAAGAGGAAUGUCAUUGCAUUCAUCCAGGUGGGGUUAUUCCAUGCAUUCCUGGGGGCAAGGGGCAGAUCUAGCCCUAUUGAUGUUUGCUCAAAGGCAAACCAAGAGACUUCAAUAAUCAUUUACACUAGAGUAGAUCCAGUCUGUUAAAGGAACAUGCAUUUAAUGGUUAAUGACACAAAGCCAGUUUUCAGUUAAAAUCUGUUAAUUGUGCAAUGCCUGUUUGUGUUUUUAUACUGAAUUGAACAUCAUUUACUCUUCCAAGAGAGUUUUUAUGCCCGCUAGGUUAUACUGUACAUGCUAAAAAGGCCUUUCUCAGUCCCCAUCUGUGAUUGGUCAUAUGAAGGCCAGCAUGGAGCUUGUUCACCCUUCUCAGGUUGGUUCAGUGGGCAAGAGGUUUUUGUUUUUCCCUGGAUGCCAGUCCAUCCCAUGAGUAGUAGUCUGCCAUCUGGCAUUCAAGGACAGGAAAUGCACUGAAGCCUGUGGCUGAGGAAGUAGUUGGGCGUCACUCGCUUGCAGACCCCAGUUCAUUUCCUGUCCUGGUCCAAGGCAGAUGUUCUUAGUCCUACUCCAUGAGUUUUUUCUAUCUAACUUCUCCCUUUUUUGAAUUUACCUUUCCUGUUUUUCUGCUUAUUCUCUUCCCUGGUGGUGGGGUUGGGAUCUUUGCUCCCCCUUUACCUCCCCCACCGGGAUUACCAAGCAGGGGGAGCUCGUUAGAGCUCUAUAGACUCUUCCCCCCCUUUUUCUCUUUUUUAGUUAACCGGCUUCUGGGAAACUUAAUCUGCUUCAGCCGGACCUACUCCUCUACUCUUCCUCUCCGAUCCGAAGAAGGGUAAAAGAGUCCUUUUUUUACCCCUAGGAGGGGUUUUUCUCCCUCUUUUUCAAUGUUGGUGUGAAUGGGCACCAUUUUUUCUUCUUGCUCCUGCCAUUACCUGGGCUCCCACGGGACCAUUCAGCAGUUCUGCAGAUGUGGCUGGUAUUUAAGGUUGCUCUUGAGGCCAACUAUGGGUAGUUUUGUGGCUUUAUGAAGUCAGAAGGAUGCAAUUGCACGUCAGAGAACAACUAGAUAACAGGUUCCUGCAGAGUAGUAGAGUGAUCCUUCCCUAACCCUUCCUUGAUUACAACAAGGUGGACCUGGACACUGGGAGUUGGAUUGUGCUUGGGAGCUACAGGAAGCCAGGGCUUGACUUGUUGCAGCAGGUAACAUAUUGUAUAUUAUAGUUCCUGUUGAGAUUGCCAGCUUCUGACCUGGAGACGGCACCUGUUGCUUUAACAGCUCCGAGGUGGUGAUGCCUUAUUUCAGACUGAAGCCAAAGGAAGUGCAUGUUCCAGUGCUCUGCCCUAUUAAAAAUAUCCUGGCAUGCAGAAAACAAGGUGGCUGGAGAGAAGACUAGGCUGGAACCCCCUCCCUGACAUGGUAGCUGUCAGUGUAGAGGAAGAUUUGGGAAAGUAUUUGUACAUGCAAUUUCCCCCACAUUCAGUUUGCAAUGUUUGACAUCGUGUUGGGACCGACGUCUCCUUCACCCGAGCUGAAACUGGCCUUUUGUGAAGUCGGAGUCCUGCUUCCUGCAGGAGGGAAAGCAGCAGAGUGGGUGGAUGGACUGCUGGUGCACAACCAGCACAGGCAGUAGCAGCAGGCAGAGCAAGGUGCUUCACAACACAGAGGUCGCUGCCAGGAACCAAGAGGGGAAGAGGCCGGGAGGUCAGCACCGUGCAGCCGCAGCAGCGGAGCCAACUUGGCACUCCCGAUGCUGCGGCUGCACCAACCUCCCCUCUGUCUUUCCUCUCCUUCUCAGUUACCAGCAGCAACCUCUGCCGGGAAGCCAGGUGAACAGCCCCACCCACUGCUACUGUGCACAGAAGACAUAGGGCCCUUAAACAAUGUCUUCACCUACAAUCCAAGGUUGUUAAAAACAAUCAGUGGUGCCUGCAGAUCAGCAGCUCCCAACCCAAAGGCCAUCUCUUCUUUUGCUCUUCACGUGUCGAUUCCAUUGCUCUCACGUUGCUUUGCUAAAUGAGCACCAGACUAAGGGCACCUUCACGCUCACCCAUGGGUGCUCGAGAACUACUUUCCUGUGGUGCUGUCCUAUGCGAUUGGUGUGUUGAGGGCAUGGCGAGUCACUUAGUUCUUCCCCACUUGGCUAUGACGUGGUGGUGAUCAGGUGGGAAGGACCCACACAGUUGGCUUGUCCGUGCAUCUCCAGUAUUCAUAUGCAUGAGAGCUUCAUGGAUUGCAUCAUGGUAAAGCAGCUGUGAUGGAGGCAUGUGUGAAAGCGGGGAGUGGGGCAGGCUUACCACACAACAUUUGGCCUAGUGCAGCUGCUUUGCAACUAUUUUCAAUGGAGUUGUUCCAAAACGUGAGCAUUGGCUUUUUAGAGAGGCUGUGAGUCUAACUGAUCUGGUAGGCCCAGUAUCCUAUCUGUUAUGGUGGCCAGUACCAGAAGCAUCAAAGGAACACACCCAGUGAUCCUUUCUUUUAAAAAAGCAGCCGCAGCAGAAAGGGUUUGUUUGUAUAUGCUGUGACUUCCAAGUACAUUUACAAAUUUGACUGCAUUCUAACCAAACUUCCUCUGAUUGAACGCUGUGUUUGUUUUAAAGGAAUCAUGAAUUUUUAGUUUAGUAGCCAGUUUAUCUCUCUUUUUUAUUUAAAAACACUACGUUUCUUUUGCUCUCUUGAAGAAUUUUUAAAAGAGAGAGAAAGGAAAAAAUUCAAACCACAAUCACUGGAUAGCUAAUAAUUUUUUUCCUUUCUUUUUCGG